Molecule: messenger RNA, 1594 nt
Organism: Ictalurus furcatus (blue catfish)
Lineage: Eukaryota; Metazoa; Chordata; Actinopteri; Siluriformes; Ictaluridae
Gene: bsk146
Product: brain specific kinase 146
Exons: 4
Coding region: 416-1594 (392 amino acids)
Biological process (GO): peptidyl-threonine phosphorylation; peptidyl-serine phosphorylation
Molecular function (GO): protein serine/threonine kinase activity; ATP binding
Source: RefSeq, a predicted model, not a curated record
GCUCUCUGCAUGUCGCCUCUAUACAACACCUAAACCCUCUACUACAGGCAGAAGAGGGGCGUGGUGCUACCUGCAAGCUGCGCUGCUAUUGGCUGAUGAAUAGAGAGGCGUGGCUUCUAUUAGCAUUCGGAAGCCUUGAUGUUGAGCUCGAGAAGGACAAUAGCGGCGGAGCGGAGAGAAAUGACUGCACAGUCUGGAGCACUGAAACACCACAAAUGCGGAUAGAGGAAAACACACACACACACACACACGCACACACACACACACCGGUAUUUGGGACAGAAGGGAAUGUCUGGUGUUUACUGAGCACGGGGUGUGUUUGCUUGAACGGAGGGAAUAAGAAACACGGACUGAUUUAAUGUAACGUUAAGGAGUUGCCAGCACUCUCACUCUCCACACCUGCUCCUGUGGAAAAAUGAGCUCCUCUCCUGUCGUGUCUCGGGUGUCUGUCGACAUCCUGGAGGAGCUGCAGCUCUUCACCGCUCAGAACCUGGAGAAACUCGAGGUUAACAAGUACUAUGAAGUUAUCCGAGAGCUGGGCAAAGGCACCUACGGCAAGGUGGACCUGGUCAUUCAUAAGAUCAGAGGUACCAAGAUGGCACUAAAAUUCCUCAAGAAGAAAACCACUAAGCUAAAGAGUUUUUUGAGGGAGUACAGCAUCUCACUGUACCUCUCCCCAUGUCCCUUUAUAAUCAACAUGUUCGGUAUUGCAUUUGAAACUGAGGAUUACUACGUGUUUGCACAGGAGUAUGCCUUAGCAGGGGAUCUCUUUGACAUCAUUCCUCCACAGGUGGGACUUCCAGAGCCUGUGGCCAAGCGUUGCAUCCACCAGGUGGCCCUUGCCUUGGACUACCUGCACUGUAAGAAGCUGGUGCACCGUGACAUCAAGCCAGAGAAUGUGCUGCUCUUUGACAGGGAGUGCCGCAGGGUGAAGCUCUCUGAUUUCGGCAUGGCACGGUGCGCCGGCUCUGUGGUGAAGCGUGUCAGUGGCACCAUCCCAUACACAGCUCCCGAGCUGAGUGAUGCCUCCCAGCGCGAUGGCAUCUGUGUGGACUACAGCACAGAUGUGUGGGCACUGGGUGUCCUUCUUUUCUGCAUGCUUACUGGCAACUUCCCCUGGGAGAAGGCUGUGCCUUCGGAUACGUUCUAUGACGAGUUUGCACGCUGGCAGCGGAGGCCGACAGGCACGGUCCCCUCGCAGUGGCGCCGCUUCAGUGAUGAGGUGCUAAUCAUGUUCCGCAAACUACUGGCCCUGGAGAGGGAGCGCCGCUGUUCCGUCAAGGAGGUGUUCGCCCAUUUCGGCCAACGUUGGAUGCUGGAUGGAGAAGCAGGAAGAGGCGGGGGAGGAGGACACCACCAGGUGGCGCACAGCUCUUCAUCUUCAGAGGAGGAGCUGUUGGUGGACCGGAUGAAACAACAGACCCUAUCACCGGGCAAGAAUGGCCCAGUGGAAGCAGGAAUGGCUGCUCAUCACUUCACCUCAGUGUCCACCAACAGCUCGGUGUCAUCCACUACCAGCUAUGAGCGCAUGCCCAGAGACAACGCCACCAGCAGCCGCAUCCUCGUCACUACACCGAUCGAGAUCUGUGUGUAG